Messenger RNA from Jaculus jaculus (lesser Egyptian jerboa), 3155 nucleotides. It is a transcript of the gene Gulp1, whose product is annotated as GULP PTB domain containing engulfment adaptor 1. The record is from RefSeq and is a predicted model, not a curated record. Lineage: Eukaryota; Metazoa; Chordata; Mammalia; Rodentia; Dipodidae. Bases 374 to 1330 code for a protein of 318 amino acids. The transcript has 14 exons.
GCCCCGCCGGCGUCAGUCCUCCUGCAGCCGCUCGGGAAGCGGAGGGCAGGGCACCGCGGAGCCCGAGGGUCCCGAGUCCGCGCCUCGGGGGGCAAACUUUCUCCCCGGGCCGCGGAGACGACGGCGGGCUGCGAGGACGCGAAGGCUCUGCCUGCCCCGAGCGAGCCCCCGGCGGCCGCAUCCCUGGACGAGCUGGUGUCAUUUUUGUUCUAUCCUGCAUCAUCCUUAUCUUUAAGAGGAAAAGUACAAGGCACAAAAACAAAUUGGAUUGCAUCUAAGUAAGAAGCUGCUUCAUUAGAAGUAUAUUUUUCAGAAGAUGAUAUACAGGAUUUAGAGCUUACUGAACUGAACGGUGACUUGGAGGACUGCCAUCAUGAAUCGUGCUUUUAGCAGGAAGAAAGACAAAACAUGGAUGCAUACUCCUGAAGCCUUAUCAAAACAUUACAUUCCCUAUAAUGCAAAGUUUCUUGGCAGUACAGAAGUGGAGCAGCCAAAGGGAACGGAAGUCGUGAGGGAUGCUGUGAGAAAACUAAAGUUUGCAAGACACAUCAAGAAAUCUGAAGGCCAGAAAAUUCCUAAAGUUGAAUUGCAAAUAUCAAUUUAUGGAGUAAAAAUUCUAGAACCCAAAACAAAGGAAGUCCAACACAAUUGCCAGCUUCACAGAAUAUCAUUUUGUGCAGAUGAUAAAACAGACAAGAGGAUAUUCACUUUCAUAUGCAAAGAUUCGGAGUCAAAUAAACAUUUGUGCUAUGUGUUUGACAGUGAGAAGUGUGCUGAAGAGAUAACUUUAACAAUUGGCCAAGCGUUUGAUCUGGCAUACAGGAAAUUCCUAGAAUCUGGAGGAAAAGAUGUGGAAACAAGAAAACAGAUUGCAGGGCUGCAGAAAAGAAACUUAGUGUUCUCAUGUGACUUUGCUUCACUUCCUGAUGCUUCUCAUGGGGAUCAGAGCAGCAGAAACAGCAGAUGCUGGAUCCAAGAUUUAGAAACAGAAAACAUGGAACUCAAAAAUAAAGUACAAGAUUUGGAAAACCGCUUGCGAAUAACUCAAGUAUCAACAUCUCCAGCAGGCAGUGUGAUGCCUAAGUCACCCUCCACCGACAUCUUUGAUAUGAUUCCAUUUUCUCCAGUAUCACACCAGUCUCCAAUAUCUACUCGCAAUGGCACACAGCCACCUCCAGUACCAAGCAGAUCUGCAGAAAUCAAACGGGACCUGUUUGGAGCUGAACCUUUUGACCCGUUUAACUGUGGAGCAGGGGAUUUCCCUCCAGAUAUUCAGUCAAAACUAGAUGAGAUGCAGCGUCAGAGAUGGAGGGGUUCAAAAUGGGACUAACUCUUGAAGGAACAGUGUUUUGUCUCGACCCAUUAGACAGUAGGUGCUGAUGUCAAGAACAAGAAAUUCUGACUGGUUUGAAUUUGUUUAUGAACAUAUAUGUCAUUGAUUAUUAUUUCAAGGCAGGUAUUAUACUUGUGCCAAUAUAUUUUUGAAUAUCAAAAUGUUUUGCAAUCUAUUGUAGUCAAAUGUCUUCAUACUGAUGUAUUUCUAUUUUAAAAACAACUUGGUGGAAUGUAUUUCACAUGUUCAUGUUACAUUGUUUCUGUUGUAGGUGAAUUUAUAAUUGAAAGACAAAUUAUCUAAACAUCUACCCUGUCUGCAUUAUAACAAAAUAUCAUCUUGAAAUUUGUACACAUUUUCCAUGCUAUUAGUUUAUUAUUGAUGUUCCAAUAGCCAUAAUAGAUAGCUCUUAAAAUUUUAAGAGAUAUGCUGAUGCCAAACUAAACAUGUUCUAUUUUCAAAGUAAUGAACAUGUUACCACUCAUCAGGCAGAAGUCAUUUUACAUAUAUACUGCUGUUGCUAUCAUUAUUAAAAUCUAAACUUUGAGUAUUAUCCUACCAGGUCACUAAAUUUUAUCUGAUAAAAUAAGAAUAUAUAUUCCAAUAGUAAUUACAUAAAUCAUAUUUAUAUUAAUACAAGGGAGUUAUACUAGUUAUAAUGUUGAAUUUGCUUCAUAAGUAGUGAUAGUGGGGAAAAUUGAUAUUUUUAAAAAUUUCAAAAUUUCAUUUUGAAUAUAAUAUCUAGCCAUCAUCUGACCUAUUAUUUUCUUUAAAAACUGGAAUAUGUGCUAUUAAUAGAAUACUGCCUGUUAUCCAUAUUUAUUUUACCAAAUAUUUUUCAGAUUUUUUUUCCCUUGGGCCAAGAUAGGUUUUCACAAAAAUUCCCUUUGUGACAGCUUACUAGUUUUGACACUAUAAAAUCUAUGAAAGCUAUUUAAAAUAUAAAUUGAAACUGUCUAGAAAAUUUAUUUUUCAUUUGUUUUCUUGACAUCAGACUCUCCUUGUUCACAAAGAUGGAGUUUCUGAUCAACUUCCCCUCGGCCCUGACCAGUAAAGUUCUAUGGCAUGUCAUUCUUGAUGGCUGAUGCAUUGUGACCUUUGAGUACAUUUGCUUCUGAUAUCUUUGUCCAUAUGUAACAGACUAACAACAAAAGUACAGAAAAAAAGUAUGGUCAAAUUUUCUAAUUUGAUUUAUUAGAUUAUAAGAAAAAUAAAUGAUCAUGGUGGCUCUCAAAAAUACAUUUGUAGAUUCUUUUACUUGUGAUGAUUUUAUGCAAGUGCUGAAGGUACAUUUUUGUUAGGUCAAAAGUCAAAUAUACUUAUGCAAUAUUAUAACUGUAAACAUCUCCAUCAUGUCAAAUGAUCUAUAUGAGCUUUCUUAUUUGUAUUCUGUUACCUGCUAAGUUAUACCUUAAAUAGAUGGUAGUAUAUGUUUCAUAAAGAAGUCUUUAUAAUUUUGUUUGGCAUACAGUAUUUUGGAAUUUGUAUAAUGAGGAUGUUUAGAAGCCACAUACAUGGCUUUUUUUUAACAGAUAGAAUUUGUAUUUUUAUUGUACUUUAAAAAGCUUUAUGUAACAGGUAUAUAUUUAGCAGCCAUUUAUUAUCAAUUGUAACACAAUAGAGUACUAAGAUGAUAUUUGCACAUUUAAGAUACGUUAUUUUACCAAUUUUUAAUGGUAAUCAUUACUGCUACUGGCAUGAUGAAAUAGUACAUAAUUGGUAAUUAAUUAUGAACAUUUAUUUCACCAGUGCAUUUUUAUGAAGGUAUGGUUUAAAAUUGUAUUUCUAUGUAUACUCAAUGAUAUGUUUGAUUUUGCUGAGA